This is a messenger RNA of Wallemia ichthyophaga EXF-994, 1803 nucleotides long. RefSeq names its product Poly(A) RNA polymerase cid14. Lineage: Eukaryota; Fungi; Basidiomycota; Wallemiomycetes; Wallemiales; Wallemiaceae. The record is from RefSeq and is a predicted model, not a curated record. Gene Ontology annotation, cellular component: nucleolus; TRAMP complex. Gene Ontology annotation, biological process: RNA 3'-end processing. Gene Ontology annotation, molecular function: poly(A) RNA polymerase activity; mRNA binding. The coding region runs from base 1 to 1803 and encodes 600 amino acids. The transcript is spliced from 2 exons.
AUGGCAGCGCUCGAUGCUGACUUUAUAAGAUUUGACGGGAGCGACGGGAGCGACGAGGAGAUCAGCGGGAAUAAGAGGACUUAUGAAGAUGUGGAGGGUGGUGUCGGCAAUUCAGCCACUCCAGCGACCACUUCCACCACUUGCACACCUUCCAAACACCCAAAAGGCGAAAAUGGGAAAUCUAGGAAAGAAAUCGAAAAACAGCGUUCAAAGAAAGCGCCCUGGAUGGCAGACGUUGAUUGGGAAGGCUGUCGAACAGCACCAGAGAUGCUACACAGAGAAGUAGACGCUUUCACUCGCUUUAUCAGCCCUUCGGUUAUCGAACACAAGACACGCGAGUACACCAUAGAGUGCAUACGCAGGUGCAUCACCUCUAGAUGGUCCGAUGCCCAUGUCUUUGCUUUCGGCAGCUUCGAAACUCGUCUCUACCUCCCCGAUGGCGAUAUAGAUCUUGUCGUUAUGCGCAAAUCAGUCAACCAAUACAACAAACAGUCAAUGCUACACACCAUGGCCAGUAUUCUCCGCCAAGCAAACCUCGCACAGAGUAUACAAGUCAUUUCUAAAGCCAGAGUGCCUAUUAUUAAGUUCCAGUCAUCAUUCGGUGGUUAUCCCAUUGAUAUCUCACUUAAUCAGACAAACGGUGUGGAUGCGGGGAGGAUGGUGAACGAUAUCCUCGACAAGUACCCCGCUGCUAGACCCCUUUCCAUUCUCCUCAAAUGCUUCCUCGCUCAACGCAGCAUGAACGAGGUCUAUACCGGCGGCGUCAGCUCGUAUGCUGUCAUAUGUCUCGUCGUCAGCUUUUUACAGAUGCAUCCUAAAGUGAGGCGAGGUGACAUCGACCCUCUCAACAAUCUCGGUGUACUUAUUGUCGAUCUGCUCGAACUUUAUGGAAGGAAUUUUAACUACGAUAACACCGGCAUCGCUAUUGAGGGAUCUGGCUACUACUUCUCCAAGUCAAGUAGAGGUUGGCAUCAGUAUGGCCAGCCGUACCUCCUUUGCAUACAGGAUCCACAGGAUGUCGGCAAUGACAUCAGCAAAGGCUCGUUCAAUAUACUCAACGUGCGCAAGGUGAUCGCCGGUGCAUACGAUAUGCUCACCAAUAAACUUUACGCUCAGGCAAGUGAAAUUGACGCUAAGAAGACCGGCCGCCAUCUCAGUCUUAGAGAUGAAGUGGAAGUGAAGGAUGAAGAGAAGAGUUUGCUGUUGAGUUUUAUGGGUAUUUCUCAACUCGUGCUGAAUAAGAGGAGAGUUACAAUUGAUCUCUAUCAGAAGGGUAUCCUCCAGCGCUAUCUGAAUCUACCACCCCCUGAAAAAGACGUGGAUUUGAGCGUGAAGAGCGUGCCGAAUAGAGUGUCGAAUGGAACUAGUGCGGUAAAUGAUAGUAGCCCAAUUAAACCCAAACAUAAGGUAUUCCCUGAGGACGACGAGGGUGAAGGUGACAACAGCGUAAUUGACAUACUCGAUAAGGAUAGAGAGGAUGAUGACUCGCGCUAUUUACACGUACAAGCCAGUAGAUCGGGAUCUAACAAGCGUCCGCGCAGCAAAAUCAGUAAGACGGAUAAAGCACCGACGUCUCAACUCCAUUUCGUUGAUUCAUCGGAAGACUCCGAUGUGGAGAUUGUAGAGAAGACAGAUAAACAGGCAGGCACACGUGGCACGCGGGAGCAAAGCAAGCAAACCAAAAAAAGUCAACCAGAACGACCAGUGAAAAAACAGAGACGUGAAUCAAACGAACAAAGAAACUCAAGGUACGAGUACUGGGGGAAAAAAGGCAAGUCUAUAGAUAUAUCAGACAGUAACUAG